AUGCUGAAAGACCAAAUGGCUCGAGAUGUUAAUCUGAAACUGUUAGACGACUCUCAAACUAUCAUAGGCCGUCAGGAGCUGCGAUCGAUACUCGUAUUCGCACCGCCCGGAGUCUGGAGAACAAGAAAACCGCCGAGUGAGGAGGAGAUUGCAGGUGCUGGAACUGUUGAAGCAUACUAUGAGCUGAAAGAGCCAUUGAGCCGUCAUCAGGAUUCCGAUGAAGACGUGUUCCUUCCAAAACAAUUCCCACCGGCCAUCGCUUUCCUGGAUGCUAGAUUUCCUGGCAUUCGGGAAAUGUAUCGGAGAGAGUUGAGAGAAAAAUUCCAAGAUAUCGAGUCGAAAGGUCCGAUUAAUAGAAAAGGAGUUGACUAUAUGAUCGAUAUGUUUAACAAUGUUCAGUCGAACGUACGAUUUGCGACAUUAGCAGCCGUAAUGCAUCAAUGCUGA
This is a messenger RNA of Caenorhabditis remanei, 447 nucleotides long. RefSeq lists its product as uncharacterized. The record is from RefSeq and is a predicted model, not a curated record. The coding region runs from base 1 to 447 and encodes 148 amino acids. The transcript has a single exon. NCBI's taxonomy places the organism in Eukaryota, Metazoa, Nematoda, Chromadorea, Rhabditida, Rhabditidae.